AUGGUACGGCGCAUGUUUUUACCGUACUACUCGAAGGCCCGGGGACCGCCGAGACUUCGUUUCCAGGUUAUGGGUAUUCGAGGUCGUAGAUUUUUGAAGCUGGUUGCUGCGAAUCAGCGUGAUCCUCGAGAUGGGAAACACAUGGAAGUGCUGGGAAGCCUACAACGGCGACCGUUAAAUCCCAUACCGUCAGCGAUUGACGAGACACAUGACAGUCUGUGCGAGAUACGGCUGAGAUUCAGUCGUAUAAAAUUUUGGCUUGGAGUGGGAUGUGAAAUGGGCAUUCCUGUACAGAAUGCUCUAGCUCACGCCAACAUUAUUCCUCCACCUCCGCCAAAAUAUGGUCUUCGAACUAGAGGACACUAUCACUUAUUAUCGCAAAUAGCUGAGCGGCAAGCCCAGAUGCAUCUAGAUCAGGUUAAAGCUUUCCUGAAUACGGAUGAACCAUUGUAUGUUGAUCCAUCGGCACGACCUGAGCCACCUGAACCUGAGGAAAGUCCGGCAAGGACAGUCGCUCAGGCUAUGUAUCCUCCAGAGAUGCGUGAACACAUGAGAACUCCUGUGGAGUCCGAUCCCUUGGAGGUGGGACAUGCACCUCCGGGAAGUGGCGUUAUUCGCCGUAUAGUUAGGUAA
Messenger RNA from Babesia sp. Xinjiang, 633 nucleotides. RefSeq lists its product as uncharacterized. The record is from RefSeq and is a predicted model, not a curated record. Gene Ontology annotation, cellular component: small ribosomal subunit; ribosome. Lineage: Eukaryota; Apicomplexa; Aconoidasida; Piroplasmida; Babesiidae. Gene Ontology annotation, molecular function: structural constituent of ribosome. The transcript is spliced from 2 exons. Gene Ontology annotation, biological process: mitochondrial translation. Bases 1 to 633 code for a protein of 210 amino acids.